UCCCCCGGUCGCCGUGCUCUCAUUGUUCUCUUCAGCCUAUUGAACUGCCCGCAUCGCCCCCUAAAUCGAAGAAAGCGACAUCAACAGUACUGCGCACAAUGGCUCUCGUUGGCCGCCGCUUCUAUGCUCGGCUCUUCAUCAUCUACUUCCUCGACUGGCUGGUGAUUAUAGCGACCGUAGCGUUUGCCGCUUCAACGUCGAUAUGGGUGACGCCGAAUACGCGACCCUUCAGCGCUACCGACCUUUCGAUCUCCUUCCCUUUUCAAACCAAUUCCAAGGUUCCAAGCUGGCUGCUCGUCCUGUGGUCGAUCAUCAUCCCCGGUCUGGCGAUCGCCUUCCUCACCCUGGCGAUGCCAUCGAGCACGGAGUCGUAUAAGCGGUCCUUCCGCUCGGCUACCGGCUGGAAGCGCCGUCUAUAUUGCCUCAACACGGCGCUGCUCGGAUUGGGACUUUCAUAUGCCACCGCGCUGCUGAUCACGAACGGGCUCAAGAACCUUCUCGGUCGCCCAAGACCGGACCUGAUUAGCCGCUGCGACAUCGACACGGCUAGGAUCGAGGAUUUCACGAUCGGUCCAGGUAGCCUGUUGGACUGGAGGGUUUGCAAGAACCGUGCUGUUAGCGGUGUUUCGAACGCACUGAGCGAGAGCGAUGUGCGCGAUGGAUUCCGCAGUUUCCCCAGUGGCCACGCGAGCUUGUCGUUCGCCGGCUUGACCUACUUCGCCAUCUUCCUCGCCGAGUUCGUGUUUGCACUGCCGCUGCCACACCUUUCCAGGGUGACCGCGCCAAUCAGCGCCCCGCUUGUUGCCCCGGAAGCGACUUCAUCCGCCGAUUCCCAUACUGCGGCCGCGCCUCCUGCUGCUCUUCCGUCUCGACGUGAAGACCGCGAGACGCCUUUACCGCGGUUCCCCAUCAUGGCGGCGAUCUUGAUUGUCGGCAUCCCAAUAAUGAUCGCCAUGUACAUCGCGAGCACCCGAUACUCGGAUUACCGCCACCAUCCGUUCGACAUCUUUGGGGGCGCAGCGCUGGGAAUCGCAUCGGCGGUUUUGGGGUGGAGGUGGUAUGGCGCGUGGACUUGCGCUUCACAGGCCGAAGGAAGGGUCUACACGUUCAUGGACAAGGCGAAGGGCAACGACGAUAACGAGAAGUAUGAUGGCACGGUGAUGGCUGAGGAGGGAGGGGCUCCCAUGGGCAGGGCUGGCAGGGCGGUGUAAACCACAUACGACGAGAUUUAGUGCGCGUGUUUGCUGCUCAUCUCUCGAAGAUAUCACCGCGUGUUCUGUUUCCAAAACAUGUUCUGACCAGAAAAUCUUGAGCUGUGGAGCAGGUGUGGGGAGGGUUUUUUUUUAUAAUGUACUUCUUUUGAUGCAGGCAAAGCAUCCCUUCUGUUGCUAUGCUAUGGGCUCUUCCUCGACCGGUGUUGGAGGAGUUUGGGUGUCGUUCUUUAUUCCUUGCUGCUAUUUGAACUUUGAACUUUGAUUUGCUACAUGAAAGCUCCUACCUACCUACUCUA
Tricharina praecox is the source of this 1510-nucleotide messenger RNA. Its product is annotated as PAP2 superfamily-domain-containing protein. Gene Ontology annotation, biological process: phospholipid metabolic process. The record is from RefSeq and is a predicted model, not a curated record. Bases 99 to 1211 code for a protein of 370 amino acids. Lineage: Eukaryota; Fungi; Ascomycota; Pezizomycetes; Pezizales; Pyronemataceae. Gene Ontology annotation, molecular function: phosphatidate phosphatase activity. The transcript is spliced from 3 exons.